This is a messenger RNA of Sporisorium graminicola, 2955 nucleotides long. RefSeq lists its product as uncharacterized. The transcript has a single exon. The record is from RefSeq and is a predicted model, not a curated record. The coding region runs from base 1 to 2955 and encodes 984 amino acids. Lineage: Eukaryota; Fungi; Basidiomycota; Ustilaginomycetes; Ustilaginales; Ustilaginaceae.
AUGUCGAAAGCAGUCUCGCAGAGGGCAUCUGCCAACUCCCUCCGCAGUAACGGAAAGCAACAUAAACGCCAUGUUUCUCUCCGCAAUCUGCCAGACCAGCCUGGUCCCGAGGAUCACAUUCCACCGUCGCUCGCCCUAGAUGCACGUUCGCCUCGCGACUCUUCCUUCUCUAGCAGCUCGACGGAGCAGCAAUUCGGCGUAGAACCCUCAACAGGCCAUGAUGCUGCUCAUGCAGCCAGCAGCGGGACUUUCCCUAACUCAAGAAAUCAAGCGCUUGUGCCUCCCCCUAUCCACAGCCGCACCGGAAGCCAUAUCCGCCGACCCACCGAAGCAUAUGCGGAGGAGCUUGAUCGCCUCCUCGAAUCCGAGGGCGAGGAUGGUGUAAACCUCAUCAAAGUGGUCGAGCGUCAAGAUGUGUUCCAUCUGAUCCAUCAGAUUCGUUCGGAUCUGCGCAAGACCAUUGACACGCAUCUCAGCUGGGAGGAGCUCACCUCGGUCGACCUCAACUUUUCGCUCGUCCGCCCGCUCGCCAUCAAGUACAGCAACUACCGCUCCAUCGCCAUCCUCUACUGCCUAAUGCUCAACCGCAUCUUUUUUCAACGCGAGGCUGGUCGCGAUCUUGCCUUUCAGUCGGUCAACAAUACCCGCGCAGCGCUCUGUGAGCUGCUCGCCAUGAAACUGCUUCGCACCUUUUCCAAUGACGGCCUGGAGCUUGUCACGUCGCUUACCGCCAGCUUCCAUCCUUUGGCUGGCGCAACUUACGCCGAGCUCCAGGAGCUGGAUCUGUCUACAUCCCAUAUUGACCUGGCAGACAUCACCAAGCACGGUCUGGCUGCCAAGCAAUGCUCCAGCACGCUCGACCUCGCUAUUGCGUCGUCGGCGAAACGAUUCAUCUCGACGCCGCUCUGCCAGCGCUGCAUCGACGGCAUCUGGCAUGGCAAAGUCGUCUUGGCGCCGCUCCAGGCGUCACACGCCAUUCUCAACGACAGCUACAAGAAACGCCCACUCAGCAUCUACGACCCCACCAAAGCUCCCUUGCUCAACCAUUUGCGCCUUCGCGUGCCUUCGAUCCGCAGCAAGCUCGAGUUCAUCACGUUUGUCAUCAUCCUCAUCCUCUACGUCGCUGCUCUGGCUCAGAAGGGAAGUCCGACGUGGACGGUGCAGGAGACGCUCUUCUCAAUCUGGCUGUUUGGCUUUGCCGUCGAUGAGCUGGCACAGCUGCAGGAGCAUGGUCUAUCGCACUACCUUGGCACCAUCUACAACCUCAUCGAUGCGCUCUUCUGCAUCAUCUCGUUUUGCUGGUUUGGCCUGCGCAUCUCGGCUCUGCAGCAUGGAAUGCCGGACCGAAGCGAUCUCAGCUUCGAUUGUUUGGCGCUUGGUGCCGUUUUGCUGUGUCCUCGAGUGGCGAGCUCGCUCGUGCAGGACAACGUGGUGCUGCUCAGCCUCAAAGCCAUGUUGUCCGACUUUGCGUUCUUCACCGUGCUGGCCAUGAUCUGCUUUUCGGGCUUCGCGUACACUUUCUACUCACUGGCGUCCGAGGAGCGCUGGACGUUCAAGGCGGUGCUCUGGCUCAUGCUCAAGGUGUGGUUUGGCAGCUCGUAUCUUGGAUUUGAUGAAGCCAAAAGCUUUUCGUUGACGUUUGGUCCGCCGCUCAUGAUCAUUUACACGAUUAUGAGCAACACGUUACUGUUGACGGUGCUCAUCUCGCUGCUGAGCAACACGUUCCAGGUGGUGGCUAUGAACGCCAACGAGGAGGCCAUGUUUCAAUUCGCUUGCAAGACCAUGUCCGGCAUCACGACGGAUGCCAUCUUUUCGUACCAGCCCCCGCUCAAUCUGCUGGCUGUGGCCGUCGUCAUGCCACUCAGCUUUGUUGUCUCGCCACGCUGGCUGCACAAAAUCAACGUCUUCUUGAUACGGCUGACGAGCUUCCAUGUUUUGCUCGUGAUUCACUUUUGCGAGCUCAAUGUGUUUGGGCAUGGGAUCAGCUUGACGGCGGAGAAGGGGAAGAGCUUGUUGAAUCGGGUUCCGUUCUUUACUUCGGGGUUGGAUGGAUCAAGUUCGGACGUAAUUGAGGCGGCUUUCGACUAUCAGGCGCCACAAGACAAGGACGAGUGGCAAGUGGAGGAGGAUGCUUCGGGUGACGAGGCGGAUGCAGAGGUCGAGGUGGAGGGGGAGGAUGGAAGGGGUGUUGGUGCGAAGAGGCGGACUCACAAUGGACAAGAGGCAGGCAGUUGGGAGGAGAACGCUGCAGGGCAGCUGGAGCACAGCUUGUCGGGGGAGCCUGCAGGGAAGGCGCGAGAGUCGGAACACGAUCGGGGCUCUGCGAUUGCAUCGAAGCAGUCGCAGCAGACACAUCCUUCGGCGGCGGCGGAUGCUUCGUCACAGCAAGAUGCGAUGCCUCGAACAUUUACACAGUCGUCGCUCGCCAACAGUGUCAGCUCCCGCCGCACUCGCGAUGCACCCCUCAACCGCUCCAGGCAGCUGCUCCGCCGUGGACCGGAACCGCGAGGACUGGGCUCGCUCAGCUCUCCGCUCGCCAAACUGUUCAACCGCGCUUUCGACCCGGACGAGAUCGAGGGCAACGUCCCCAAACGUUCUUCGUCCACGCGCCGCUUCGAGCGGUCGCAGAGCCCUACUCGCUCACACUCGGCUUCGCGGCUGGUCGAUCUGAGUGAUCCCCGGUCGCAGGAUUCGAGCCCAUCCCGCGCCGCGCCGCGCAAACACCUGAAGCAUGCCGAUUCGAAUCAAGAGUCCAGUGCAGCUGGCGGCGCAUCGACGCUGGCUGCUAUCGGUGAAGGGUCCAGUGGCGGCGAGGUGGAUACGCUGUUUAACAAGGACAGUCUAGAGGCGGAGCUUAGGGAUGUAGCCCGCAGAGUGCAGGAGAUGGAAGCGAGAGGAAAGAGGAUGGAGGAUUUGCUCCUGCAGCUGCUCGAGAAGCAGAGCGGUCCCAAUUAG